This is a messenger RNA of Sinocyclocheilus grahami, 469 nucleotides long. RefSeq names its product alcohol dehydrogenase [NADP(+)] A-like. Lineage: Eukaryota; Metazoa; Chordata; Actinopteri; Cypriniformes; Cyprinidae. The transcript is spliced from 4 exons. The record is from RefSeq and is a predicted model, not a curated record. The annotation marks the transcript as partial.
UUACAGGUGGAGUGCCAUCCUUACCUGGUUCAGACUCAGCUGGUAUCUCAGUGUUGGGGUCGAGGGCUGGCAGUAACAGCCUACAGUCCUCUGGGUUCUCCUGAUCGCCCAUGGGUUACACCUGGAGAAGCCGAUCUGCUGGAUGAUCCACGGGUGGUUGGUUUGGCCACGUGCUAUAACAAGACCCCUGCUCAGGUCAUCAUCAGAUGGCACAUACAGAGAGGUGUCAUUUGCAUCCCCAAAAGCAUCACUCCAUCCAGGAUCAAACAGAACAUUGAGGUGUUUGAUUUUAAAUUAACUGAUGAAGAUAUGAGGGUGAUUGAAUCCUUCAACAGGAAUGAGAGGCUUAUCAUUCCAACUAUAAUGAUAGAUGGACAAAAGGUCUGGAGAGAUGCAAAGCACCCUCAUUUUCCUUUCAGUGAUCCAUAUUGAUAAAGCGCGAUAGAAAAAAAAAAAUGCAAACCUCUUA